Molecule: messenger RNA, 255 nt
Organism: Fusarium subglutinans
Lineage: Eukaryota; Fungi; Ascomycota; Sordariomycetes; Hypocreales; Nectriaceae
Exons: 1
Coding region: 1-255 (84 amino acids)
Source: RefSeq, a predicted model, not a curated record
AUGUCCAGAGACUCAAAUAUCGGAGACAAAACUGAAUACGAUGUGCGCACCGUUUACAUCCCUCUGAAGCUCGUUGAAGAAGAAGAUCUAGAGGCUUUGCAACGCCAGUUGACGAUCUUAUAUCCUGGUGGAGCGCACAUGACACGCACAGAAGUUGGGGAGCUUUAUAAGAUUGAGGGACUCGUGGUCAAGGGCUCAGCAGAUUUUAAUCUGCUACACGAACUGCAGGAACUUAAGCUCGUCAUGAAGGAAUGA